GACGUCACCGGCCGUCGCGGCUGAGUCCCAUCAUGUGAGUAAACGUCUAAUCGUGCGCGCUCACGUCGGAGUCGCGGCCGCGCGCGCCUUCUAGAAGGAACCAAAAAGCGCCGAAGCAAGAAGGACUCGGAAGUUUCAAAGAUGGAUCUUCUCCUGCGAGCCGCGGCGGCCCUCGGCGGCUUGGUGGCCGGACUUGGUGACUUGUUGACGGACAUAUUCCUGACGGCGCCGCGGGAGGCCACGCUGCAAUAUUUACAUGACGCCCCGCUCACCACCUUGACGGCAGAGAAGACGGCGCUGAGGGCCAAGAGUCUGUGGGAGAAGACGGGCGCGGUGGUCAUGGCGGUGCGCAGGCCGGGAUGAUUCCUGUGCAGAGAGGAGGCCGCCGAGCUGUCCUCUCUCAAGCCCCAGCUGGACCAGCUGGGGGUCCCCCUGUACGCCGUGGUCAAGGAGGACGUGGGCACGGAGGUCCAGGACUUCAGGGCCUACUUCAGCGGGGAGAUCUUCUUGGAUAAAGAGCGGCGCUUCUACGGACCUCGUGAGCGGCGUCUGGGCCUGCUGGCCUUCCUCCGCGCCGGGGUCUGGAUGAGCGGCCUCAGGGCCUUAAGGAAGGGCUUCACGGGGAACAUUCUGGGCGAGGGCUCGGUGCUGGGCGGCGUCUUCGUCGUGGGACGCCAACGUCAGGGGAUCCUGCUGGAACACCGAGAGAAGGAGUUUGGAGACAAGGUGACGUGUGGAGACGUGAUGCGAGCCGCCAGGAGCAUUCCACAGGACACCCUGUCCACCAUGAGUUAAUUGUGGUUAAUUAGGAUGCGUUAAUGAGUUGGGUCUGUUCAUGAAGGUCUGCUUGUCAACUCCACGGAGCAAACAGACUUGAUGUCUUCAGACUCGACUCCUGAGAACUCAUCUUCUUCAAUAAAACAUCUCUGCACUGCA
Messenger RNA from Nerophis ophidion (straightnose pipefish), 936 nucleotides. RefSeq names its product peroxiredoxin-like 2A. NCBI's taxonomy places the organism in Eukaryota, Metazoa, Chordata, Actinopteri, Syngnathiformes, Syngnathidae. The transcript has 5 exons. The record is from RefSeq and is a predicted model, not a curated record.